This is a messenger RNA of Salvelinus sp. IW2-2015, 732 nucleotides long. Lineage: Eukaryota; Metazoa; Chordata; Actinopteri; Salmoniformes; Salmonidae. The record is from RefSeq and is a predicted model, not a curated record.
AUGAUGGUGCUCUACGUUUUGCGUCUUGGGACUUGUCUGCAGUCGGUGGAGUUUGGAGAAGGAACCAUUCUCAUUGUGAAAGGUUCAGAGUCCAACAGUAAGACAGUUGUACAUCAGUCUGUGUCUAAAUCAGUCCAGCCAGGAGACUCUGUGUCUCUAAACUGUACAAUACACACUGAGACCUGUGCAGGAGAACACAGUGUCUAUUGGUUCAGACAUGGUUCAGGAGAAUCCCAUCCAGGAAUCAUUUACACCCAUGGAGACAGGAGUGAUCAGUGUGAGAAGAGACCUGAGGCUGGGUCUCCUACACAGAGCUGUGUCUACAACCUCCCCAAGAGGAACCUCAGCCUCUCUGAUGCUGGAACUUACUACUGUGCUGUGGCCUCAUGUGGGGAGAUACUCUUUGGGAACGGUACCAAGCUGGACAUUGACCAUGGUUGUAAGGAGGACCAUCUUCUGUUCAUGUAUUGCCUGGGCGUAGCAUUUGGUCUGUGUGUCAUCCUCAUCAUUGUCCUUACUUGUGUUUUGUACAAGAUGAUCAAGUGCAUAGGAACCCACCUUCAGCCAAGUACUCCUGCAGUCCCCAGUCAUUAUAACCAGGAUCAAGAGCCUGUUACUCUCCAUUACGCCGCUCUGAACGUCGUCCACAAGAAACCAAAGGCCGGGAGACAGAGGAGCGCCAUGGAUACAGACACUGUGUACUCUGGUGUGAGACGCCAAAACAUGGACUGA